This is a messenger RNA of Daucus carota subsp. sativus, 575 nucleotides long. RefSeq lists its product as uncharacterized. Lineage: Eukaryota; Viridiplantae; Streptophyta; Magnoliopsida; Apiales; Apiaceae. The transcript is spliced from 4 exons. Bases 130 to 453 code for a protein of 107 amino acids. The record is from RefSeq and is a predicted model, not a curated record.
GCUUAUUGUUCAAAUCAAAAACACCAAAACAAAAAGAAUGGCUAAAGCUUCUCUCAUAUGUUUCUUCUGGCGCCGAUUUCCACUUUCCAGUUCCCGGCGAUUGUUCCCUUCUUUCGCACUUUAUAGGCAAUGGCAGCUGAUGGUGAUGAAGACCGUUCUUGGCGUUUAUUCACCUCUGAAGAUAUGAUUGAAGGUUACAAGUCACUUAAGCGCAAAAAGACAACUAGGAAUGUCAAGAAAAAAGAGAGGGGGAGUACUGCAGCUGCACAGGCCUUCUGUUCAGACAAUUCCGAUGCACCGCGCACAGCAGAGUCAUCUGCCGCUGUUGGUACAUCUGAGAUGGUUAGAAGCACUGAUAGGAAAAGGGUUAUCAAAGAGGACAUUCCUGCGAGAAGGCCCUUUACUGAUAUAACGAACCAAGACCGCACUGUAAAAAAAAGGGAAGAGAAAUAGAGAUAAGUCCAGAACAAAAAACACCAGAAUAGAGAAUGCUGAGCUGAAAGAAUGUUCUCGAAACUUAUUCGAAGAGGAAUUUAUUCAUGGUGGGAUCACAACUGGCAUUGUCUAUGAUGAGA